CGCUAUCCUCAAUGAGGUUCAUCAUCUGCUUCCAAAUCAGCUGUUUGUGCAUGUGAAUCGGAGCAACUUAAAAUACAGUGACAUCAUCUAAAACGAGUCACUAUAAUCCUGAUAACUGGAUGCUUCUGACAUAUGAACUGCCAUUUGCAUUAUGAACUUUAUAAAUAUUAUGAGAAGAGCGCCAGCUAGUGGCAGGAGUUUACUUUCCCAGUACCCAUUCACACCCGUGCAGAACGUCACAAGAUAUGCAAGUACGGAAGAUACGCAGGAAACACGUGACAUGAUUGAUCGCAUUAUACGUGUUGAUCACGCCGGUGAACUUGGAGCUGACAGAAUAUAUGCUGGUCAAAUGGCUGUUCUGGGAAACACCUCUGUUGGACCAGUUAUAAAGGAAAUGUGGGAGCAGGAGAAAAAACAUUUGAAAACAUUUGAAGAGUUGAUUCCACAGCAUAGAGUCAGACCAACAUUUCUUUAUCCCCUGUGGAGUAUGGCAGGCUUUGCACUCGGUGCUGGUUCAGCACUGCUAGGCAAGGAAGGUGCUAUGGCAUGCACAGUAGCUGUGGAAGAAGUCAUAGGAGAACACUAUGACAGUCAAUUAAGAGAACUUUACAAAGACGAUCCAGAAAAACAUAAAGCACUUCUGGAAAUUAUCAAAGAGUUCCGUGAUGAUGAGCUUGGACAUUUAGAUACUGGUUUACAACAUGACGCUGAACAAGCACCUCUCUACUCAGCGCUGACUAACGUGAUCAAGGUUGGAUGUAGAGGUGCUGUGUGGGUUGCUGAGAGAAUAUGAAAACAACAUUAUUACAUUUACCAAAACAUCCAUAAAUAUCCAAUAGCCUAAAAAUAUGUUUGUUUAUUUUUUUAAAUAACUUACUCAUCAUAGUCAACUUUUUUGUGCUAAGCUUUUGUAAAUCAUGGGAGUUGGCUGCAAAAGUGUGCAGUGCAAUUUUUUUUUCCAUAUGUAAAGUCUUACAAUCAAUGGUUUCAAUUAGGGCAUUCAGGGAAGUUUAUAUUUUUGAAAAAUAUCUAAUAAACAAAAUUGUUAUCAGCAUCCUU
Molecule: messenger RNA, 1059 nt
Organism: Saccoglossus kowalevskii
Lineage: Eukaryota; Metazoa; Hemichordata; Enteropneusta; Harrimaniidae
Product: NADPH-dependent 3-demethoxyubiquinone 3-hydroxylase, mitochondrial-like
Biological process (GO): ubiquinone biosynthetic process
Cellular component (GO): mitochondrial inner membrane
Molecular function (GO): 3-demethoxyubiquinol 3-hydroxylase activity
Source: RefSeq, a predicted model, not a curated record